CGCGCCUGCGCGGGAGAGUUUUAUUUCCUACUGUCUGCCGGCGAGGCCCAAGACUAGUCGAACGAUCCUGGCGGUGUGAUGUUCAGGCUGCAGGUUGUUCUGGGCCACCUCAACGGCCGACCUGAGUGGCGCCCGGCGCCGCAGGCCGCGCCGUGCUUCGGCAGUUUUCCGCAAGCCUCCGCCGCAGACGUAGUGGUGGUACACGGACGGCGGACUGCCAUCGGCAAAGCGGGCCGCGGCGGCUUCAAGGACACCACCCCAGAUGAGCUUCUGUCGGCCGUCUUGACCGCGGUUCUCCAGGACGUAAAACUGAGGCCUGAGCAGCUGGGGGACAUCUCCGUGGGAAAUGUGCUUCAACCUGGAGCUGGGGCCAUCAUGGCACGAAUUGCCCAGUUUCUGAGUGGCAUCCCAGAGACUGUGCCUCUGUCCACUGUCAACAGACAGUGCUCAUCAGGGCUGCAGGCAGUGGCCAACAUAGCUGGUGGCAUCAGAAAUGGGUCUUAUGACAUUGGCAUGGCCUGUGGGGUGGAGUCCAUGUCCCUGGCUGACAGAGGGAACCCUGGAAAUAUUACUUCACGCUUGCUGGAGAAUGAGAAGGCCAGAGAUUGCUUGAUCCCCAUGGGGAUAACCUCGGAGAAUGUGGCUGAGCGGUUUGGCAUUUCACGGGAGAAGCAGGAUACCUUCGCGCUGGCCUCCCAGCAGAAGGCAGCAAGAGCCCAGGGCAGGGGCUGUUUCCGUGCUGAGAUUGUGCCUGUGACCACCACCAUCCACGAUGACAAGGGCACCAAGAGGAGCAUCACUGUGUCCCAGGAUGAGGGAAUCCGCCCCAACACCACCAUGGAGGGCCUGGCCAAACUGAAGCCUGCAUUCAAGGAUGGUGGCUCCACCACAGCUGGAAACUCUAGCCAGGUGAGUGAUGGGGCGGCUGCCAUCUUGCUGGCCCGGAGGUCCAAGGCAGAAGAGUUGGGCCUCCCCAUCCUCGGAGUCCUGAGGUCCUAUGCAGUGGUUGGGGUCCCACCUGACAUCAUGGGCAUUGGACCUGCAUAUGCCAUCCCUGCAGCCUUGGAGAAAGCAGGGCUGACAGUGAACGAUGUGGACAUCUUUGAGAUCAAUGAGGCCUUUGCAAGCCAGGCUGUCUACUGUGUGGAGAAGCUAGGAAUCCCCCCUGAGAAGGUGAACCCUCUGGGAGGUGCCGUGGCUCUGGGCCACCCGCUGGGCUGCACUGGGGCACGACAGGUCAUCACGCUGCUCAAUGAGCUGAAGCGCCGUGGGAAGAGGGCAUAUGGAGUGGUGUCCAUGUGCAUCGGCACUGGAAUGGGAGCCGCCGCUGUCUUCGAAUACCCUGGGAACUGAGUCCCUCACUCAAGGCACUACCCAGAUGGCCCUGCUCUGACCGCCAGAGAGUGACUCUAGGGAACAAAUCCACCUGGGAUAUUCAGCACGGGUGGUGAUGGUGGGGACAAAUGAAAGCACGUCAACACUGAUGAUGCAGUACAGGAACGGGCAGCGUGUUGGGCCAUACCACCUGGCCUCCUCUAGCUGGGCCAGACAAAGUCUUGUGGGUCACCCAGGCUACAAGGCCAUGCAAAUCGUAGGGAACUGUGGCCUCAUGAAUAAGGUACAAUGGACAUAAUAAAUAUGUGUUAUCUCA
Messenger RNA from Sciurus carolinensis (gray squirrel), 1651 nucleotides. It is a transcript of the gene Acaa1, whose product is annotated as acetyl-CoA acyltransferase 1. The coding region runs from base 79 to 1353 and encodes 424 amino acids. The transcript is spliced from 12 exons. Gene Ontology annotation, molecular function: acetyl-CoA C-acyltransferase activity. NCBI's taxonomy places the organism in Eukaryota, Metazoa, Chordata, Mammalia, Rodentia, Sciuridae. Gene Ontology annotation, cellular component: peroxisome. The record is from RefSeq and is a predicted model, not a curated record. Gene Ontology annotation, biological process: fatty acid beta-oxidation; phenylacetate catabolic process.